Messenger RNA from Chilo suppressalis (striped riceborer), 2312 nucleotides. The record is from the annotation of a GenBank genome assembly. NCBI's taxonomy places the organism in Eukaryota, Metazoa, Arthropoda, Insecta, Lepidoptera, Crambidae.
AGACCUUCACAGCAUGGUGCAACAGCCACCUGAGGAAGGCCGGCACCGGCAUCGAGAACAUCGACGAGGACUUUCGCAAUGGACUGAAGUUGAUGCUGUUACUGGAAGUGAUCUCGGGCGAGACUCUGCCCAAGCCGGACCGCGGCAAGAUGCGCUUCCACAAGAUCGCCAACGUCAACAAGGCGCUCGACUUCAUCGCUUCCAAAGGAGUAAAAUUGGUGUCGAUUGGUGCCGAAGAAAUCGUAGAUGGCAACUUGAAGAUGACUCUGGGUAUGAUCUGGACGAUCAUUCUCCGUUUCGCCAUCCAAGACAUCUCAGUUGAAGAAAUGACAGCUAAGGAAGGUCUCCUUCUUUGGUGUCAACGCAAGACUGCCCCAUACAAGAAUGUGAACGUGCAGAACUUCCACUUGUCGUUCAAGGACGGUCUGGCCUUCUGCGCCCUCAUCCACAGGCACAGGCCCGACCUCAUCGACUACAGCAAACUGUCGAAGGACAACCCUCUGGAGAACUUGAACACUGCCUUCGACGUCGCCGAGAAGUAUCUUGACAUCCCACGCAUGUUGGACCCCGACGACCUAAUUAACACACCAAAGCCGGACGAGCGUGCCAUAAUGACAUACGUGUCGUGUUACUACCACGCGUUCCAGGGCGCGCAGCAGGCUGAAACCGCCGCGAAUCGCAUCUGCAAAGUUCUCAAGGUCAACCAGGAGAACGAGCGCCUCAUGGAGGAGUACGAACGUCUGGCCAGCGAUCUUCUGGACUGGAUUCGCCGCACAAUGCCGUGGCUGAACAGCCGCCAGACGGACAACUCUCUAGCCGGCUGCCAGAAGAAGCUAGAAGACUACCGCACUUACCGGCGCAAGCACAAACCGCCGCGCGUCGAGCAGAAGGCCAAGCUCGAGACCAACUUUAACACCUUACAGACGAAACUGCGUCUGAGCAACCGCCCCGCCUAUAUGCCCACUGAAGGCAAGAUGGUCUCUGACAUCGCUGGAGCGUGGAAAGGCCUCGAGAUCGCCGAGAAGGCGUUCGAGGAGUGGCUGCUCAGCGAGAUGAUGCGCCUGGAGCGGCUCGAAUACCUCGCUCAGAAGUUCAAGCACAAAGCCGACAUCCACGAAGACUGGACCAGAGGCAAGGAAGAGAUGCUGCAAUCGCAAGACUUCCGCCAGUGCAAGCUGAACGACAUCAAGGCGCUGAAGAAGAAGCACGAAGCCUUCGAGUCGGAUCUGGCAGCGCACCAGGACCGCGUCGAGCAGAUCGCCGCCAUCGCGCAGGAACUCAAAUAUCAUAAUACAGACGAGACGAUAACAUAUCAUAUAGUUGUGCUAAGUGUCGCCGCACACGGGCCACCGACCACAACCACAAAACGCCGCCACCGGCAUACUUCAUGUAGUUUUCAUACAUUUUAUAUGGACUCGCCACACACGGAGUUGAACCGCAAAUGGUCCGACGUGCGACAACUGGUUCCCCAACGCGACGGCACUUUAGCGGCGGAACUACGCAAGCAGCAGAACAACGAGAACCUACGCCGACAGUUCGCCGAGAAGGCCAACGCCGUCGGGCCCUGGAUCGAGCGACAGAUGGACGCCGUCACUGCCAUCGGGAUGGGCUUGCAGGGUUCCCUGGAAGACCAGCUGCACCGGCUGAAGGAGUACGAAGCAGGCGUGUACGCGUACAAGCCGCACAUCGAGGAACUGGAGCGUAUUCACCAGGCCGUACAGGAGGGCAUGAUCUUCGAGAACAGGUACUCCCAAUACACGAUGGAAACCCUACGCGUGGGCUGGGAACAGCUCCUCACCUCCAUCAACCGCACCAUCAACGAGGUGGAGAACCAGAUCCUGACCAGAGAUUCCAAGGGAAUCACCCAGGAACAACUCACCGAGUUCCGCGCCUCCUUCAACCACUUCGACAAGAAUCGCACCGGCCGCCUAGCGCCCGAAGAGUUAAAGUCUUGCCUCGUGUCUCUGGGCUACAGCAUCGGCAAGGACCGGCAAGGAGAACUCGACUUCCAGCGCAUCCUGGCUGUCGUCGAUCCCAACAACACAGGCUACGUUUCGUUCGACGCUUUCCUGGACUUCAUGACAAGGGAAUCAACAGACACAGACACCGCUGAGCAAGUCAUCGACAGCUUCAGGAUUCUAGCUGGCGACAAGCCGUACAUAACCGCGGACGAGCUCCGACGCGAGCUGCCACCCGACCAGGCGGAGUACUGCGUGGCGCGCAUGCCGCCCUACCGCGGGCCCGGCGCGCCCCCGCACGCGCUCGACUACAUGGCCUUCAGCACCGCGCUCUACGGCGAGACCGACCUCUAG